AUGGAGAUCCAAUUCUCGAUCCCUAUCAAAGGCGGGCGAUCCAACAGCUCAGCUGGGGCGGCACUCAUCGUUUUGCCUUGGAGACGAGGGCUCGACAUACCCGGCGCAGCUCAAGCAGAGCACGCACGGGAUGUGCUACUUGCAAGUAAAAAGCGACACGUCAAGUGUGACGAGACAAAGCCAUCUUGUCUCAACUGCUUGAAGUGGAAAGGUUCUUGCGAUGGCUACGUCGAUGCCUCGGCGCAUUCUGAGACCGCCGCCACUGAACCACGACCACGCCCUGCAGCCUCCAAGGCCAAAUCAGCCUCAAAUUCAGCGGCUAAGCCCCGAGCCGCAUCAAGGAUAAAGGUCACCACAGGUUCCACGGCUGUUGUCAGCACGCGGAUACAAACAAUUCCCGAGGAACCAUCUAUCAACACUAUCUGCUUUACAAGCAGCGAGCAGCGAUCCUACUUUGACGAAUGGUCGACCCUUAGUGUUAGCUUCCUCAGCGGAGGCUUGGGGGAUUCUCGGUUAUGGACUACGACAAUGCCUCAACUGACACUACAGGAGCCCUCGUUGAGAUAUGCUGCCAUGGCCGUCGGAGCACUGCGCAAGGCCUCAAAUGUCGACUUUGAAGCUUCGUCGCCUGGCAAUGAGCUUGUGGGUAAUAACAAACACUAUCUCAACGCUAUUGUCUAUUACUGCGAGGCUCUUCAAUUACAAGCCAAGGCCAGACCCACCAAGGAAGGCCUGCGAACAGCUAUGUUGGCAUCCCUCCUAUUCAUCUGCUUCGAAGCCCAGCGGGGAAAUAUGCCAGCAGCUCUCAAGCACAUCACCCACGGUUUCAGCAUGCUCAAUGAGCUCGCCGCUUGUUCCGAUAAAGCUCCUGGCCUUGUGAGAAUCGCCCCAGCACCUCCUGCGCUUGUCCAGGAGAUAUUGGACUGCUAUAAGCCCUUGGAAUUGCAGUCACGGUCUUUCAUGGGCUCUUAUAAGAAGUUCUUCUUUCCACCUAAACCACCGGGGGUUGCGGCACAUCAAGCUCCUCCAAGUCAGGUUGCCAGCCCUCACACUGCGUCCAGUCCAGCGAGUCAGCCCGGCACGCCGUGGGCAGGUGCACCUUCGAAUCAACAGAACCCCACCGGUCUGCCAAGUCCGCAAAGCCAAGCAAGUCCACAGGCAAUGUCAGACCAGCAGACACCACCACGAGCCCCUCCUCAAAGGCCUCCUGGUAUUGCGCCGUUUACGAAGCAUUCUCCUUACUUCAGACCUAGGCAGACCAAUAUCACUGUGAUCGAUGAGAUGCCUCCGGCAUUCAGCUCGUUGGACGAAGCCCAUGGCUACUGGACUCUACUGCAGAGGCAACUUGUCCAAUACAUCCCUCUUCUGACUGCGACCACAGCACAACUGGCUUUGCCAAAGGUCAAGGACAUGACAGAACUGAAAGCUAAACUGUCCGGUGUGACUCAAAAUCCGCGAAUUGCCAAGUUCCUGGAGGAGUCGAGAUACUGGCUCAACAGAUGGUCGAACUCAUUCAGCCCUCUACUCCAGGUCGCCGCGGACAAUCGACAGGAUAACAUGCAGCCUUAUCUACGAGCCAUCAAUCUUCACAUUGAGUUUCUGAUUCUAUACGUAUAUACUGCCAUGCCUCGAUACUCCAACCUCGAAACUGCAAAGGAUCUCACGCCGCAAUAUCGAGAGAUCAACGUCAUAGCCGAGACACUGAUCGCGUCUCGUCCUAAUUGUGGCUUUGCAAUGGACUCGGGCUGGACUUGGCCACUGUUCGUAUCCGCCUUUGGCUGCCGAGACCCAGCAGUGAAAGAGGAUGCAAUCCGCAUUCUAGCAAAAUAUCCUGUUAGAAACGCCCUCCGAGAUAGUCGAGUGUUUCGCGCUAUUGCGCUGAAGAACUGGGAAGUCGAGGCCAUGAACGCGAUGGAGGAUGACGAGGAUGAGCAGUGGCUACGCCUCAGGAGGAGAGAGCUCGUCUUUGAAGAUCUCGGCAUGAACAUCAUCUUCCGGUAUGCUGAGAAGAGUCAGGUGACUGGAGAGUGGGAGCUUGUUGAGGAUGUGGCAGCCUUCAUGGUGAGCGAUGACGGACAGCUCGAUUGGCAUAGACAGCCUAUUUCGGAGUCGGUUUCGAUUCUUUCGGGUGUUUGUUAG
Molecule: messenger RNA, 2139 nt
Organism: Fusarium sp. VM40
Lineage: Eukaryota; Fungi; Ascomycota; Sordariomycetes; Hypocreales; Nectriaceae
Source: the annotation of a GenBank genome assembly